Messenger RNA from Tauraco erythrolophus (red-crested turaco), 889 nucleotides. The record is from RefSeq and is a predicted model, not a curated record. Lineage: Eukaryota; Metazoa; Chordata; Aves; Musophagiformes; Musophagidae.
GAAAAAGUAUUCACUUUCUGUUAUUCGUGUUGUAAUUUCAAGGCCUGCUCCUCUGCUGAAGAACGCCCAGUUAUCUGACUCCAAAGUCCGAGAGCUGUACCUGCAAAUCAUCCAGUACAUGAGAAGAAUGUACCAAGAUGCCAGACUUGUUCACGCAGAUCUCAGCGAAUUUAAUAUGCUGUACCACGGCGGGGACGUGUACAUCAUCGAUGUCUCUCAGGCCGUGGAGCAUGACCACCCGCACGCACUGGAGUUCCUGCGCAAGGACUGUGCCAACGUUAAUGACUUUUUCCAGAAGCACAAUGUUGCAGUGAUGACUGUGAGGGAGCUGUUUGAGUUUAUUACUGAUCCUUCUAUCACAAGUGAGAACAUUGAUGACUAUCUGUCUAAGGCAAUGGAAAUAGCAUCGAAAAGAACAGAGGAGGAAAGAUCCAGUCAAGAUAAAGUGGAUGAGGAAGUGUUUAAGAAGGCUUACAUACCUCGAACUUUGACUGAAGUCAAAAACUACGAGAGAGAUGUGGAUAUAAUGAUGAAAUUGAAAGAAGAGGAUAUGGCAUUGAAUAUUCAGCAAGAUAACAUUCUCUACCAGACUGUGACAGGACUGAAGAAGGAUUUGUCUGGUGUUCAGAAGAUUCCUGCACUUCUUGAAAAGAAGUCAGACGAGUCAGAAACAGAUUAUGAUGAUGAUGAUGAUGGUGACUCAGAGGACUCUGAUUCGGGCUGUAAAGAGUCUGUACAUCCCAAAGAUAAACCUGCUGAAGUUAGCAUGGACAAAAAGGAAAGGAAAAAGAUGGUUAAAGAAGCCCAAAGAGAGAAAAGAAAAAACAAAAUCCCAAAGCAUGUGAAGAAGCGGAAGGAAAAGACUGCAAAAAUGAAGAAAGGCAAAUAA